AUGAUAGUGAUGGACACUAUCCUAUUCAGGUUUAAAAACGUCAGGAGCUCCAGUGCCUGGAGCCAGAACCUCUCCAGUCCCGCAAACGUGGACACGGCCGACGGGCAGAGCCCAACCACAAUUCCACAGCUCGUCGGAGUGUUUUCAGUCCUAGAUGACUCCGUUCAGAAGGCGGUGGAGCGUCUUCUGGCAUGGUUAGAUUCUGAUGCCUCAAAGUUGGAGUUAUUCAGCCAGGAACUCCAUAAACUGGAGGAUCGGUGGAAAGCCUACACCACAGAUCGGGAUGCCUUCAGGUCUUGGCUUUGUGACCGAUCCGCGAUAGGUCGUCUUCUUCGAGACGCGGAACCCGCCUCGGCCUCGGCAGUCGAAGCGGACACUGCUGCCAUUGAGGUCUACCUGGAGGAGAUCCGUGAACGCGGUGAUCGGCUGCAGACUCUGCUGCGCACCUUUGACAAUCUGACAGCCCACAGUCCUGGCGCGGUGGAUCAGGUGCUGCGCCAGCUGGAACACGACUACUUCAGCAUCAGUACGCGCCUGGAGUUGCGUCUCCGAUGCAGGGACAAGAAGUGGUCACCGAACGCGGCUUGGGCGUAA
Molecule: messenger RNA, 594 nt
Organism: Dibothriocephalus latus
Lineage: Eukaryota; Metazoa; Platyhelminthes; Cestoda; Diphyllobothriidea; Diphyllobothriidae
Source: the annotation of a GenBank genome assembly